AUGGACCUCUCUAACAUCUUCCGGAUCAUCAACAUCGCCGUCGGCGUGAUCAUGGUUUUGGGUGGUAUCGCCCAAUUUUUCCCUCCGUCCUUGGGCUCCAUAAUUGUUGGAGCAUAUGUGAUUGUCUUUGGUCUCCUGGUCGGUGGGCUGGAAUUCCUGCCCAACGUCCCCGACUAUGUCUACCGUUAUGCGUCCUUCCUCUUCUCGUUCCUUGGCAGAGGUAUUUUCUACAUUUUUGUCGGAAGUAUUAUGCUGCACGACCACGUGUUGCAACAGAUCGCGGGCUCCAUUGUCGGAAUCAUCGGCGUGGGAUACCUUGCUCUCGAAUUCGUCCCCUCCAUUGAGCCCCCUUCGAACAUGCGCGAGGCCGAUCAGAGUUGGGGGGCUGAACAGGUCUAA
Aspergillus tanneri is the source of this 399-nucleotide messenger RNA. It is a transcript of the gene TVP15, whose product is annotated as TVP15 family protein. The record is from RefSeq and is a predicted model, not a curated record. Gene Ontology annotation, cellular component: Golgi membrane. The transcript has 4 exons. Lineage: Eukaryota; Fungi; Ascomycota; Eurotiomycetes; Eurotiales; Aspergillaceae. Gene Ontology annotation, biological process: vesicle-mediated transport. The coding region runs from base 1 to 399 and encodes 132 amino acids.